AAAUUCUAAUUUUACCCAAAAUUUUUUCUUCAGUUAAUUGCCUUCCUCGUUCCCAUCAUUAUAAUCUCAUUCUUGUAUUUCUGCAUUUUUCGAGUUAUUUCAAGACACACCGAAAAGCGGCUUGCAGUUGAUAAUGGUGCUCGAGUUCGUGAUGAAAGGGUUAAAUUACGUAUUGCCCAAAUGAUGUUUACGGUUAUUGUUGUAUUUGUUUUAUGUUGGACACCUUUGUAUGGUCUUUACUGUUAUUUUUUUCUGUCAGAUGAUAAAGAUUCUUCAUUUUUUCAAUUUGCUUCUUCUUGGCUUUCUUUACUCUCUUCCUCCCUCAAUCCCCUCAUUUACAUCUGUUUUUCUCAAAAAUAUCGUCGAGCAUUUCAUCAAUUACUUUUACUUCCUUGCCGAAAAAGAUAUAGAAAAAUUCAACGUGCUACAAGAAAUACUUUUAGAUUGAAUAGUUCUGCUGCUUGUUCUGAACGCCCAUCGUCUGCGACUCAUUUACUUCUACAAAAUUCUGCAAAAUCUAACGGCCAUUUGCCCCUCUCUAAAGGCCAUUCUUAUACCUCAGCAACAUUAAAACCAAAUAAUAGAUUAGCUAGAGGAAGUUUAGAUGUUAAUAUGUUCACAAAUUGUAAUAAUAAUAAACUUGAUAUUAAUUUAAAUCAAAGAAGACCGAGUUCUGCCGUUGUUACUUCCGCUAAUUUUAGUGAUAUUUUAAUAUCUCCGAUACAACAACAAAAAUGGAGAAGAAAGGAAUCAGAACAAAUAAAUGAAGAAAAUAAAAGUGGAAAUUGUUCUUCACAAAUUCUGUUGGAAGAGAGUAAGGAAAAUAGUGAACUACAGCACAUACCAGAAUCAAAAAAAGAACCAGAAGAAAAUUCUGUUGAAAUAAAAAUUAAAACUUAUGAAAAAGAAAUAAAUACAAAACAAUUAAAAUUAACUCAACAAAACGGAAAUUUAAUUAAUUCUGAAAAAUCAAAAAAAGAAAAUAAUGAAGAGGAAAUUAUUAAACCUGAUGUUCGGCAAUUGAAUACUUUAAUUUUUACUUUAUAA
Molecule: messenger RNA, 1047 nt
Organism: Meloidogyne enterolobii
Lineage: Eukaryota; Metazoa; Nematoda; Chromadorea; Rhabditida; Meloidogynidae
Source: the annotation of a GenBank genome assembly